ACCAAAAGAAUAAACUAUGGAUCCCAAUCAGAAAGAGAAUGAACCAACAUCUAACAGAUUUGGGUCCAAGGGGCCCUUCUUGGUUGGGCCCGGUCCAGGUCAUUACAUGCUAUUUUAGGGUGCGUGAUGCUUUUCUGUUUUUUCCUUUUUCUUCCCCAAAGGUGCGAGAUGUUUUUCAAAGAGAGGUCUGCAGAGUCGGGAAUGGGACUCCAAAGGCGGAGAGGAGGAGGAGGAGGGGGAGGCGGGGGAGGAGAUGGUUCACCGCAGCUGAGAGCACCUGACCACCAAAACUGUACUUCUAUGGCUCCCACCAUCUCCGGAAUAGAACAGACACUCCUUAACGCUGCAUCUAGGCUGAAAGGGAGAAGAGGUGGGCGAUGGGCAGGCGGAGCAGGAAGAGGGGAGGGAAGAGUCGCAGUGUGGAGAAAGAGGAGUGAGGGGAGGGGGGAAGAAGAGAAGGGCACAAGUGAAGAUGGGAGAAGAGGGGGGCGAUGGGCAGAAAAGGUGGGAGGGAAGGUGGUGCAGAAAGAGGGGAAGGAAGGAAGAGUCGCAGUGUGGGAAAAGAGGAGCGAGGGGAGGGGGAAGAAGGGAACAGCACAAGUGAAGAUAACGAGGCUUCGGAAGGAGAGGAAGGAAGCAGAGGAGGAAGUGGAGGAAGUGGAGGAGAAGAGGGAGAAGAGGGAGAGGAGGAGGGGACGAGUAGGAGCAGGAGUGAUAUGGAGCAGAAGAGGAGAAAGAGGAGGAGGUGGAAGGAUGGAGGAAGGCGAGGAGGAUGGCGACGGGAACGAGGAGAUGAAGAGGGGAGGACGGAUGGGGGCGGUAAGUGGUGGAGGAGAGGGGAGAGACAUGAAGGGCGGGGGAGAGAAGACGGAAGAGGAAGAUAGAGAGUGGCCAGGGAAAGAAGGAAGGGGAAAGACAAGGGGGAGAGGAAGAAGCGCAGAGGGGGGGAAGGCGGGGGAAAGAACAGGAAAAGGCGAAAGAAUUGGAGGAAAGGAAGGAGGAGUGGGAGAGGAGGAGGCAGUGAGAGAAGAGGGGGGAAGGAGGGUAGAGGGAGGGAGAGGAGAAAGCGGUGAAGGGGAGGAGGGAGAACAGAAGGCAGAGACAGAAGAGGAUGAAGGAGGGGGGAAGAGGAGGAAGGCGGGCAGGGGGACGGGAAGAGGAGGCAUGAGGGAAGGGGGGAAGGGAGGACUAGGGGAGGAUGAGGAGCGGAGGGGAACGGAGAGGGGGGGAGGUGUGAAGAGGCGAGGGGGCGUGGAAAGGAGGAAGGAGAGGGCGAAGAGGAGGAUAGAAAGGGAAGACGAGGAGGAGAGAGGGGUACAGAGGAGGAGGAAGGGGGGAGGGAAGAGGACGAAGGGGCAGUGUAGCACAGUAGGAGAGCGAAGAGGAGAUAAAGAACAGGUGAAGAGCAUAACAGGGCGAGGAAGAGGACAAGACAAGGCGGGAGGCGAUCAUCAGGUUUUCAAGGAGAAGAGAGAAGGGGAGGAGAAGAGAGGGCGAAAGGUCGAGAAGAAGAGGGGGAAAAGGGAGGCGGACGGGGGAGAAGAGGAGGGAGGAGAAGUACGUAGAAGAGGACGAGGAGGAGAGGAGACAACGAAAAGGGAGGAAAAGCGGGAAAGGGGGAAGGGAAAGAGGAGAGGGAGGGAAGAGGAGGUAGAGACCGACGAAGAGGAAGCGUGAUGCCUAAGAAGAACAUGAACGCGGAGAAGAGUUGCGCCGCCAGGGAGCAACAGGAAGAAAAAUGAGCAGCAGCACGACAAGGAGGAAGGAACAAGAGCAAGAGGGUGCUGCAGGGGGGGCACAUGCACAAGAAAAACAGGAGCGGGGGAGAAAUGCCACAAAAGCAAAGUAGGAAAACUACAAGAAUGAAACGAAAAAGCACCC
Chara braunii is the source of this 1881-nucleotide messenger RNA. NCBI's taxonomy places the organism in Eukaryota, Viridiplantae, Streptophyta, Charophyceae, Charales, Characeae. The record is from the annotation of a GenBank genome assembly.